Messenger RNA from Thermothelomyces thermophilus ATCC 42464, 1988 nucleotides. RefSeq lists its product as uncharacterized. Lineage: Eukaryota; Fungi; Ascomycota; Sordariomycetes; Sordariales; Chaetomiaceae. The coding region runs from base 351 to 1652 and encodes 433 amino acids. The transcript is spliced from 2 exons. The record is from RefSeq and is a predicted model, not a curated record.
GGUUUCUCCAUCAGCUAAGACUGUUUGGAGAUACCAGUCCCGUGUUUCCGAGUCCACCAUGCGCCAAAUUGUCCUGGUAGAAGACGAAGCGAUGGAACCGCCCGGCGGGACCCUAUUUAGCCUGAUUAACACCACGAGCUUCUUCGUCCCGCGUUUCCAGCCUCCGAUCGACAACACCAGCGCCAUGAGCUACAACGGUUGCAGCGGGUUCCUACCUACUUGGCACAUGCUAAUGUGCUUCUUCAAGGGCUGGGUAUAAAUACGCCUUGGCCCGCUGCUCGCGGUAGGGCCGAACUGAGGGAGGAACUUCCGACCGACAGCAGCGUUCGCGAUCUUGCUCUGUCGUCAGCAUGUCCAACACCUUCGGCCUCCGCCGGCUUCUCAGCCUCGCGCUGGGCGCAAGCUGCAUCGCGGUCGCGUCAUGUCGAAACCACUGGGUCGACAUCUGGGCUUCAAUGCCCCAGGAAGUAGAACCGUACAACCUGCCCAAUCCCCCUUAUAACGGCACCGAUGGCGUGUUCCAGAACACGACGAUCCGCACGACCGUCUACGUGACCCAAGACGCGUCGACGAUCCGGCUCCAGCUCAGCAACGCCUUUGGCGGCUCCGACCUGCCCAUCACGGCGGCCACCAUCGCGCUGCCUGCCAACGGCACCGCCGGGUCGCCGGCGAUCCGCCCGGGCACCCUCCAGUACCUCACCUUCUCGGGCUCGCGCUCCUUCGCCGUCCCCAACGGCGCCCUGGUCGUCUCGGACCCGAUCCACUUCCCCGUCAAGGCGCAGACCAGCGUCACCGUGUCCGUCUACCUGGCCUCGGGCCAGGCCGGCUUCGCCAUCACCGGCCACCCGGGCAGCCGCACUACCAGCUGGCUGACCCAGGGCGACCUCGUCUCGGCGGCCGACGUGACCACGCCGACGACGCAGCGCAUCGACAAGUGGUUCCUGGUCUCGGCCCUGCAGGCCUGGCUGCCGGCCACCCACGGCUCGCUCGCCAUCGUGGGCGACUCCAUCACCGACGGGCGGGGCUCCACGACCAACGGCAACGACCGCUGGCCGGACCAGCUGGUGCGCCGGCUGCGGGCGGCGGGCGGGAAGAAGCCGCUCCUGCGCCCGCUCUCGGUCGCCAACAUGGCGGCGGGAGGCAACCGCGUCCUGGCCGACUCGCUCGGCCCCAACGCCUUCGGCCGCAUCGAGCGCGACGUGCUGGCCCGCUCGGGCGUGCGCUACGCCCUCGUCUACGAGGGCGUCAACGACCUCGGCACCGCAGCCCCGGACCCGGUCAGCCAGGCCGCCGUCGGCGACCGCCUCAUCGCCGCCUACGACCAGAUGAUCACGCGCCUGCACGGCGCCGGCAUCCCCGUCUUCGGCGCCACCAUCACCCCCAUGUGCGGGCCCGGCCAGCCCUACAGCGACCCCGUGCGCGAGGCCCAGCGCCAGCGCGUCAACCGCUGGAUCCGCACCAGCGGCCGCUUCGACGCCGUCGUCGACUUUGACCGCGCCGUGCGCGACCCCAAGAACGCCACCAUGCUGCGCACCGAGUACGACAGCGGCGACUACCUGCACCUGAACCCUGCCGGAUACAAGGCCAUGGCCGACGCCGUCGACCUCGACCUGUUUGUCCGCUUCGCCGGCGGCGUGUACUCCAUGGUUUAAGAAAAAAAUAAAAUAAAAAAAAAAGGCUGCUUAGCUUGCUUUGUUUCGUUUGUGGGAUGGGGAAUGAGAGAGGGGAGGGGAGGGGAGGGGAAGGGAAGGGGAGAGAGAGAGGGCAGGGUUGAGUUUGAGGAAGCUACAGCGGAAAAGGAAGGGAGCGCGGGAGAAAGAAACAAUCAAAGAAAAAAAAAACCGAAAUAAACAUUGGAACGUGGAGAUGGCUUAUCGUAGAUGAUUAUAGGCUCUGGGUCCCCCCCCCCCCCCGAGAGUCAGUUUUCUUUUUCUUAAACAAUAAUACCUAUCCUACCUUCGAUAAUAUAUAACAUAAUCGGACUGAUU